AUUAUGUGUCUCUUGAGACUUGCUUAUACUGAGGUACUCAGUUCACUUCAGGCACGAGAGACUUCCCAAAGAGAAAGUGAAUAGACUAACUCUAACUUAACGACUUUUGCAAUAACAUGACUGUUAAAACCAAAACCAAAUCAAGUAUUCUAGCCAAAAACAAAGGACUCAGACAAUACGGUGAGCCAAUCAAAACUCGAAGUGGUCUUACCUCUGAUUGGAUGGAAAGUUGGCGCGAGUUUUUUAAGCAAAUCGUGUAGCGUAGUAAAUGCAAAUAAAACCAAUUACUUUUCGACAAUCUAAUGAAAACCACUGUAAAUUAAAAGGGCAAAUACGAAAAAGCGCUGAUCCAGUCUUUGGAUUGGCAUCCUCAUACCAAAACCUACCCGUCCCUCUUAGCCCGCGGGGACUAGGCAAGAGCAAAAUUUGGCUCUUGAGACACUUGGUUCUAUUGGCUAGAUUCUAGGAUUAAGAUUACGGACAACGGAAGCUCAGUAAAUCUCGAGGCCCCAGAGAAAAAAAUUUGUGUCGUUUGUCGUGGACGACAUGCAAUGGAAAUGCAAAUAUCUGUGAAUUAAUCAGUUUUGAUGCACCUCAAAAACACGAGCUUGGGUCAGUUAUGAUUUGAAGAACACUUGACAUCAUUAGUGGAGCGAUUACCGGUAUGAUUUUAGCUUCCUAUCUGUUACCAGGAGCUCCUGCUGUUACCUAUAUAACACAUACAACUUCCUCUCUGGUACGACACUUUGUUGCCCGGGGGAACUCCCAUAUAAAAACGACCGGGAUGCUCCUCGUAACUUUAGGCCGGGCUGACUGAAAGCGGUUUUGGUACCUCUCAGGGUGUUCAGCCUCAAAAAGCCCACAGCGGGUGCUUUAAUUUCGCGGUACCUUUUAGGGUGAUGAGCCGAAAAAAAAUAUGACAGGACAUAUUUGACAAUCAACUAUACGAGACGAAGGUAUUCGAAGGAAUCGCCUUUGUCAUUUAAUGUAUUGUUUUAGAAUUGGUACCUCUUAGGGGUGAAAAAAAACUCAAGCCACGCCCACAAAACAGGAUCUCGGUACUUCUUUAAUAAGGGCUCUUUUCAAAAUUCCCGACGAGCACCCCCGUGGCGCGUCCGUUUUAUUCGGGAGUCACCCCAUGGGGGAUUUCGUUCUGACCUUCAAUUCGGUGUCGGUCAGUAAAGAGGUUUAACUGACCUUUACUGAACUGUUCAACGUACAUUAGUGAGUAGAGAUAUUGUUUGGCAUCUUGAGGAUACAUGUACUGCUAACUGGUCGAUGUUAGCUACGGUAAAAUUUAGUCCGCGCAAUUUAAGUGCUGCUAAAAGGUAUUUCAUCUCUAACGGAACUAAACAAUCAUCAAACUUCCGAGAAAAUCUGCAUUUGCAAUUCAAUGACAAAAUCACAUCUUUCCAAAUAGCUCAAAAUAAAGAACUAAACCUGAGCAUCAGAUCACAAACCAAACAUAAAUACAUCGUCUUUUCUUUCCCCACACCUUGCCGUAAAUACAAAUUAAUGCCUGGCCGGAGUUGGGGAAUUUCGGCCACAAAACGAAAUCUGCAUCAGUAGAAUCAAAAAAUCCGCAUGAAUGUGUUGAUUCCUCAUACGUGCCGCGAAAUAAGCAGAAUAGAACAGUAUUAAUUCGUUUUCCGGUGAAAAGAAAGAAAAAGAAAAAGUCAAUUACCAAGGUAAACUUGUCUCAUUUUUUAUUAAUUUGUAACGCUGCUCACUAAUGUAAACGCUAUUUCCAUACUGUUUUUAAUAAUCUAGGCACAGUAUUGCCAUGUAUCUGUUGUCCUGAUUUAUUUGAAUGUUGUCUGUCAGUGUGUUACCCCGGUGAGUUGACACAAUGUUUUCUUUGCUCGAUUCGGCUUGGAUUAUUUCAGGCUUUUGUUUUCGUUUUUUGCUUUUUGUUUUUUUUUUUGUUUUUAUUUGUUUUUUCCAACUUAACUCUACUCUAGUACAAUGCUAUUAACAGAGGUUUUUGUUCUGUCUUGGGAAAACUAUUUAGAUAUCACAGUAAUAGAAGUGACAGUUGAUAUGUGAAAAGACACCGACCGAUAUUGAAAGACAUCGAGUAUGACACCACAUUUUGAUCACGAUACCAUUGCUAUUUUUUCAUGACACUUUCGCUUCCUUGGGGGAAAUAGAGUGCUUCCUUUCUCGACCUUUCAAUUAAUAAUGGAGAUAGCGAAUCGAACCGACUAAUGAAAAAAUGUGCAGCUUUCAUUUAACAAGUGAUAGGCAAACAAAGAUUUCGAUUUAAAACUUGACAGCGUAGUUCCUUUUCAGGGUUUGGUCUCGAUAAUAUAUCAGUGAAAUAACAGUAACUUAAAUGCAUGAAAGAUAAGUAUUACAGUGACUAUAGAAGAAUAUUAAUUUCAGGAAGUAAAAUCGUUCUAGUGGAAUGAACAAUUCUCGAAACCUAAGAUCAAUCGUGGACUUAGCGGGAAUUGAACGGGGUUGACAGAAAGAAAAUUGUCAGGGUGUAUUUCCAUUUUCCGGUACAGUGUCUACAAAAAGAUAUAAUUGCACAUCCAGAACCUUCGACAUCUUGCUCUGGUUAGGUAGAGAUACAUGCAAUAAAAGACUGAGGAGCUGGACCAAUGCACUUAAAAAAAAAAAAAAAUCAAAAUUAUUAACUGAACGCAACGUAGAUAUAUUUGGAAUGUUAUGAACCACAGAUUCGACUGAAGGACCCUUAAAAAAAUUCUAAGUGUCAAUUCGGUCUGACUUAUAAAACGAAACAAUACAUGUUUCAAUCAAAAGUCUAUAUGUUGCAAAAAAUUGUCUCGAAUAACCUCUUCUUGAAUUUUAUACCUUGGAAGAGAUUAAUAUGGAGAAAAAAAACGGCUCAACGGGUGUCGCAUUUGUCGCUGAAAAAAGGCACUGUUAUGUUUCUCUUUGUUGAUUACGCAUUUUUAAAAUAAGUUCCUGCAAGGUUUGACAAAGGGACAUAUUCUCUACAUGCUAGUUACUCACAAAAUGUCCUCCUUCGCGCAAAGUCACGGUGAAAUCAUUAAAUAUUUUGAUUUUCGCUUUCUUGACAAAAGCAAUCACUUUUUGUGCGAUAGAAAUCAGGCAUGCAAUUAGUAAGACGUGCGGCAAUGAGUUUUAAUGUAUUCAGUCGAACUUGAAGUGCCAAUAUGUGAGUGACAGAAAAGCUAGCUAUAGACACAUAAAAGCAUUGAGUCCCAACAUCAAACGCUUUGUUUCCGAAAGGAAAUUUUAGGUCGCUCAUCGGAGCUAUGUACAGCUUGCACCCUGAGAAGAAACUCAAGUUUCGUGACAACGGUAUUGGAGUCUCGAACGCUUGAGGAAACCGGCGAUUUUGACAGGACUUCAACAUGACCUUGGAAGGAAAUUCUUCUUUCAAUCAAACAAACAACUCAGCUUAUGCUGCACACCACGGCCGUUUUUCCACCGGAUCAUGGACGCACGAUAUCAAGAUCACGAUAACGUCAUUAUACGCAGUCUCCUUUCUCUUUGGAUUUGUGGGAAACGCUCUUGGACUUUAUAUCAUCUGCAGAAAAUGUGGCAUGAAAGCAGCCACUCACUUGCUCAUCGGUAACCUGGCCUGCUCCAACUUACUCAUCACUCUCAUUGUUAUGCCAAUGUCGGUUUUUUUCUUGUACAACGAACACCGCUGGCACGCGGGGACCGCGGGAACCGUCACUUGCAAACUCUCCCAGUAUUUGUUUCUAUUCCCCAUUGCGACGUCUAUUCUCACCAUAUUGGUGGUCUCUAUAGAUCGUUUCUUUGCGGUGUUUCACCCAUUAAAAGCCAAGGUGUUUCGAAGACCUAAAAUCAUGACAGCGACGAUUUGGAUUUGCGCAGCAAUUCUUAUGAGUCCAACGUUGGCAAUUUACAAAGUGAUAUCGUCGCCAGAUGGAAAAUGGUUUUGCGUAUCUUACUUUGGUCAAGAAUCGCACAGGGCCGUUAUUCUCUCUAAGGUUUAUUAUAGCCUGAUAUUUGUCCUGCUCUAUUUACUGCCUCUUUUCGCUAUCGCUGUUUUGUACGCGCUUAUUUGCUACAAACUCUACCAUCGAAAAGUCCCUGGCCUAUCACGGACUCAGAAUUAUAGGGAAACGGUCGAGAAAUCGAAGCGCAAGGUAGUCAAAGUGUUGAUUAUGAUCGUUGUAGUGUUCGCACUCUGCUGGUUUCCAGCUCACGCUAUGCAUUAUUUCAUCACUUUCCAGAGCGAAUUUUACGCUCGUAUGCCAGCUUAUCUAUUUCCAUUACUCUUGUGGAUCUCACAUACGAACAGCGCUAUAGAGCCGUGCUUGUACAUGCUGCUUAGCCAAAACUUUCGAAAAGAGUUCCGUCAGGUGAUCAGUCAUUGUGGCUCUUACCAGAAGGAACUACGCUUGGGGAAUCGUCUCUCAAGACUGACAUUCAACUUCUCUAAAAGGAAUUGGGACGCGUAUCGUAAUGGGUCUUUUAUCUUCAGGAAAGCUGGCUCUUACAAAGUUGCUUCACCGCAUGAUAUGGAAAGUGAAGAAAAGGACAAUGUGCAUGGUUUGAACAUGCGCAAUUGGUCACCGACAGAAGAGUAUAACAGAAGUUUGGAAAAAUUGGAUGAUCACGUGCUCUGAUGGUCAGGCUAUUGUCGACAGUUCUCGUCCUCCAGCUCCAAUCUCUCCUCGCCCUUUAUUAAAGGUCUGGUUUCCAGACAUUAGUCACUCACAAACUUGAUUACUAUCGUAGAUGGACCAGUAAAGGCUGCAGCAUCUUAAGUUGUAAAAUUUAUCCCCUUAUCAGAGUAAAUUUGCACAAGUAGUUAAUACCAAUGGCGUAAACCAUUUUAUUGUAACUGGGCUGUGACUCCGAGGAUGAAGCAAUGUUCUCAAACUCAUUCACUGAUAUUUCAUCAAGUUUAAACAAAGGAAAUCAUGACCGUGAAAGUGUUUGGAUAU
Molecule: messenger RNA, 4916 nt
Organism: Orbicella faveolata
Lineage: Eukaryota; Metazoa; Cnidaria; Anthozoa; Scleractinia; Merulinidae
Product: prolactin-releasing peptide receptor-like
Biological process (GO): G protein-coupled receptor signaling pathway
Cellular component (GO): plasma membrane
Molecular function (GO): G protein-coupled receptor activity
Source: RefSeq, a predicted model, not a curated record